AUGUCAAUGAUAAUUGCUCAAACUCCUAAUACUUAUUUCGGUUCCGACAUUCAAAAAUCAUUAGAUUUCCACGGGCAAAAUACUCCGGAGAAAAACAUUUCCCCGGUCAUAAUUACACUGGUCCAGGUACAAGAUGAAAUAAAUAGCACAUCACCUCCAACAUAUGAAUUAAUCGAUCAAGACAAAGAACAAAUCAUAGGUAUAAGAGAAGAAAAAUUAACUGAAUUAGAAACUAAACAUAAUGAUAAUAGUGAAAUAGUCACUAUUCAAAAACAAUUACUCAAUCUAGUAGAUAAAACUCAAUUAGAAAAUUUAAAAUCAUUAAUAUCUAAAUUAGAUGAUAAGAUAACAAAAAAAUAG
Molecule: messenger RNA, 360 nt
Organism: Lottia gigantea (owl limpet)
Lineage: Eukaryota; Metazoa; Mollusca; Gastropoda; Lottiidae
Exons: 3
Coding region: 1-360 (119 amino acids)
Source: RefSeq, a predicted model, not a curated record